AUGGAGCCUAUGGCAAUUGGCAACACACCUGGCCCUACAUGUCCGGACCGGCAGCUGAAGCAAGGAACGGAAGAGAAUACCGCGAAGAUUCAGUUUGUGCGACGGGAAUUGGUUGAAAUGACAACGAAAGCCAGUUACGCAAGGGCGGCGGACAAGACACCGCGCGGACAUUGCAUCGGAGGGCUUGUGUUCGCCACCAACCGACCCAUGGAAGUAGUAUCGCGGGUUAUGGGGAAGGCCACGGCUCAACCAUUCGCGUGGAAUCUGUACCCCAUGCCGAUGGGCUUUGCCAUUCCAGCCACAGGAGAGGCGCGCGAUCCCGUGGCUGACUGCGCUAGUCCAUUUUGGGCUCCGCUUGCAUUCUUCCAGGAUUCCAUCUUUCAUUCUUCAUGCGCCUGCCUCUGUCUCCAAUUUCUCUUCACUCUUCGGACCAAAGUAACGGUCCUCGAGAGCAUCAUUUUAGUUACUAUUAGAAUAGAAACGCGACUGCUUUACGCAGGCCGUGAUGUCGCUAAUCCACCGCCGGUUAUUCUCGUCUUAUCUUUAGGUGACCCUCCAACUUCCGCCAUGCCGGCACCAAGAAACAACGGCGUGGGACAUCACCAAUUCUCUUUUUACUCGGUCGCUGGGUCUGAUGGUCCACAAAGGGAGUUUAAAAACCGACAUGCAGCAGGCUCCACCAUCGCGGUGUUGACUCUUUGUCGCCGAUCCACCCGACAUGCCUGGCCAAAGAAUGAAGGCUGUGGACUCAUCAAGAUGCAUUCUGUCUGUAACCUUCUUUCUGCUCUGAUUCGUCAUGUACCUGCCGACCCCUCCCAGGCACGAACCGUCGUCCUCCCAAUGGGCGCCAACGAGCCGCCCAGUGAAUGGCCCAGGCGACAAGAACACUCAAGCUGA
Molecule: messenger RNA, 897 nt
Organism: Aspergillus niger
Lineage: Eukaryota; Fungi; Ascomycota; Eurotiomycetes; Eurotiales; Aspergillaceae
Exons: 7
Coding region: 1-897 (298 amino acids)
Source: RefSeq, a predicted model, not a curated record